Molecule: messenger RNA, 1546 nt
Organism: Cryptococcus deneoformans JEC21
Lineage: Eukaryota; Fungi; Basidiomycota; Tremellomycetes; Tremellales; Cryptococcaceae
Exons: 8
Coding region: 309-1466 (385 amino acids)
Biological process (GO): glucan catabolic process
Molecular function (GO): hydrolase activity, hydrolyzing O-glycosyl compounds
Source: RefSeq, a predicted model, not a curated record
UGAUGUUGUUGGUCUCGGCAAAAGAGCAAGAUAAAUGUUCCUGUACCUAACUGAAGAAUUACCUCUUAACCCUGCACAGCUGCCUUAGAAAAAGUUCAUGAGGCUAUGACAAACCCUAGAUCCGAUCUAUGUUAUUAUGGACGGCAAGACGCAGAGAAGUCUUGGAUCAUUCAUUGCCUUUUGUCUUUUCAAACACGCCCCUCCUUCUUUGAUUGGAUGAUGACGCAUCAUAAGGUCGCCGCCACAGAAAGAUGGAAGUAUAAAAUGUCGCUCUUGGACUGACCAACUCAACACUAACCUACCCAUUGAUGUUGACUUUAAUUGCAAUCGCCUUGUCAGUUACCAUAGCGCUUCGAGCAGGGGCUACAGUCUACCCCUUAGUCGAGUCUUGGCACGGUAAAGGAUUUUUUGAUGGAUUCACGUUUCCAGUCGAAACAUAUGAUAACACCACAAACGGCGACACAUUUUGGGCGACACCCGCCAACACAUCUUUACUCUACACUACUUCCACUGGCGCCACCAUCCUCAAAGUUGACAAUCGCACUUUUGUUCCUUACCCUGAGAAACGAUAUGCUCCAAGGCUGUUGAGUAAAAGUGCUUAUGACCUUGGCACAGUCUGGGUUAUGGACGCUGUGCAUUUACCGUACGGAUGUAGUGUCUGGCCUGCUUUCUGGACUCAGGGCCCAUCAUGGCCCGCAGGAGGCGAGAUCGACAUCAUCGAAGGUAUAAACCUCCAAGCAACCAACAUGAUCGCUCUCCACACAUCCGGCGCUUCUUCAUGCACCAUCCCGACCACCUCUCCUUCCCCCUUCUCCGGUACAGUCUCUUACCCAAACUGUGACAAUUCGCAGAAUUAUGGAUCGGGAUGUACAGUUUACGACAGGAAUACAAAUUCGUAUGGGCGGGAGUUUGCUGAAGCUGGAGGAGGAGUUUAUGUGGCCGAGUUUGCAAAGGACGGGAUUAGGGUUUGGUUCAUGACUCGGUCUGCUAUACCAACCGCUAUUCAAGUCAAUGCCACACAGAUAGAUACAUCAACUCUCGGUACGCCCGUCGCUGAAUAUCCCUCUAGCUCAUGCGAUAUCGCCAACCUGUUCGGUCCUCAAACAUUGACAAUCAACAUUGCGCUGUGCGGAGACUACGCCGGUCUACCUUCCGAGCUGCAAAGAACCUGCCCAGCUUUAGUCGGCGAUGCAACAUGUUAUACCACCUAUGUAAUCAACGAUGGCUCAACAACCUAUGCUCAAGCGUAUUUUGAGAUCAAUUACGUCAACGUUUACUCAUCCAACCCUUCGUCUGUUACUACCAUCUCUCCUUCUGGUCCUACCUCCACAUCUACUUUGACCUCAACCUCAACCACUGCUAGUACAUCGGCUGCUGGGACACGUGAGGGUGGAGCGACAAAGGCAGAGCGACAAUUGUUGCUGGUUGCGGUAGGGUCGUUAGUGAGCUUGUUUUUAUUUUGGUAAUAUGCUAGUUAGACAUGAAAGAACAAUUGCAUGCCUUUUUGUUCACAUAUGACGGCUAUGGUAUCGUUUUUAAGUCUCCC